This is a messenger RNA of Anopheles arabiensis, 10141 nucleotides long. RefSeq names its product insulin-like growth factor-binding protein complex acid labile subunit. Gene Ontology annotation, cellular component: extracellular matrix. The record is from RefSeq and is a predicted model, not a curated record. Gene Ontology annotation, molecular function: protein binding. The coding region runs from base 1249 to 2883 and encodes 544 amino acids. NCBI's taxonomy places the organism in Eukaryota, Metazoa, Arthropoda, Insecta, Diptera, Culicidae. The transcript is spliced from 2 exons.
UUCAUAAUAUUGGGUCGGUGUGGUUUUGCGCUGCGGAGUCACCGGAACCGUAACGUAGGGCGCAUCCCAGUUUCGCUGCAUUAAAGCCUACAAGCGCGAUGUGAAUCGUUCUAGCUGUGUGUGUGUGUGUGUGCGUGAAGAAGAACAAAAAAAAUAGAAGAAAAACAGUAACUACAAUUGUUUAGUCAGCAUAAACCUCCGAAAGCAAUCAUUGAAAGCUGCCAAAUUCAUCCGCUGAAGUGUCAGUGCCAAGUGAGUCGAUAAUAAACGGUUCGUAACGUUCGUUGAGUGUGAUUUUUGCUGUGUGUCUGUGUCGUGUUGUGCCAAAGCAAAUCAAACUCCUCCAGCUACUACUGUACAAUGGACGAAAAACAAACAAUUGAAGUGUAAACUAUUCCACGCUGCAUCCAUGACUACGGCCGAACGGAGUGCCGUGGAACAGUAGCAGUUGCAGUUGGUUUGCUCCAGCCCAGGGCCAGCUUUAAACGGUGACCCCCAGGCAAGCGACUUCGGGUGUGUAGGCGUGUCCAGGGCCGUUCCGGUGCGGGUUUUUCGCCUGGUUUCGGAUUUCGUGUAGUUCGGCAAACUCUGGACCAAGCGGAUUGAAAGCGUCCUCGAAACCUCCGAAACCGUGGUUCGCUGAACCGGAAAGCGUACAAAUUGGGGCCAUCCAGCAAACCAACCCAGUCCAUGCAAAGACCCAAACGAACGAACAAACCGAACCGAACCGAACGGGGACAGUGAUUUGUCGGCGUGGGCAGAGUGUGUCGAAAAUACCUUCUUUAUCAUUCCGGAAGUGUGUCCACCCUUGGUUUGUUUGUGUAGUAUGGAAAAGCAGAGGGGGGAGUAGCGGAUAGUUACGGGAGUGAACCACCCAAUCGAAAGGGAGUGGCUCAAUUGGGUGAGCGCCUAAAGUUCGCCAGAACUCUUCCGGUUUGAGGCAAGGUGAAGGCAAGCAACGAAAGCAUGCUGAUUGCGGGCACUGUUUCUGAAUGACCAUCCAAAGUUCCGGGCUGACGGACUGACAAUCAAGGGCGAAAAAGAUAAGAACUAAUGCGACGUGCGGGUGCUACUACCAGGGAGCGGAGAGCUACUUAAAGUCACCUCAGAGACGCGAGAGAGAGAUAGUGAAAGAGAGAGAGAGGGCAUAAAAGCGAAGGAGCAGCAUCAGCAGUAGUAGCAGCAUCAGUAGCAUCAGGAAGAAAGAGAAUACCAAUCUAUAGCUCUGGAUCUUCUUUAAUCUUCAAAAUGACUCUCAUCUUGUCUUGGAUCUUCAUACUUGGACUGAUUGUUCCGGAUCUGUCUUCAAGCUUGCUGCACUGUCCUCAUCGCUGCCAUUGCGAUGAUGAAAAGCUGGACGUCAACUGUGAGGAAGGUCAUCUGGAUGUGCUGCCCAUCGCGCUGAACCCUUCCAUCCAGCGGUUGGUGAUCAAGAACAACAAGAUACGAAUAAUUGACUCGUCGAUACAGUUCUACUCCGAGCUGACGCUGCUCGAUCUCAGCUUCAACUAUCUGUUCAACAUUCCCGACCGUACGUUCGGCCACCAGCGGAAGCUACAGCAGUUGCAUCUGAAUCACAACAAGAUCAGCACUAUCUCGAACCGCACGUUUGUUGGGCUGGGUGAGCUGCUGGUCCUAAACCUGCGCGGUAAUCUGAUCGAUCAGAUCGACGCCCUAACCUUCACACCGCUUGCCAAGCUGGAGGAGUUGAACCUCGGUCAGAACAGGAUCGCAAGUGUCGGUUUGUCGGUGAGUUCGUUUGUGGGAAUCGGUGAUCUGAAGAUUCUGUUGCUGGAUGACAAUCUGCUGAGUGUGAUCCCUUCGGCGGAGACCUUCAAACCGAUCGACAAGCUGGCAGAGCUGUACAUUGGCACCAACUCGCUGGUGACCAUCGAGGAUGGUGCGUUUCAAGUGCUCUCGGAGCUGACACUGCUGGACCUGCGAAGCAGUCUACUGCCGAACGUAUCGGAAGGCACAUUUGCUGGGAUAGAGAACCUGAAGACACUCAACCUUGCCGAUAAUCGGUUCGUGCGCGUUCCUUCGUCCACACUUGCUGUGUUGCAUCGUCUAGAGGAGUUGGCCAUUGGACAGAACCACUUUGAGACGGUGCCGGCCCAUGCAUUCCGUGGUCUUCCGAAUCUGAAGCGCUUCGAGCUGAAGGGCUCACUGUACUUGCGCCGGAUCGAGCGUGCCGCUUUCCAGACAAACACAAACCUUGAAUCGAUUGUGAUUGAAUCGAACAAAGCGCUCACCGUGCUGGAGGAGGCCACCUUUGCCGGACUGCUCUACCUGAAGCAUCUCAGCCUGCGCAACAAUGGGCUGGAGCGGCUCGACGAAGGGAUGCUUUCGUGGAACAGUUUGCGCACGGUCGACAUCUCGGACAAUCCGAUCAACUGCGACUGUUACUACUCGAAGUUGCUGCAGCGGUUACAGUCGGCAGCGCGGGUCAGCUACAAUGCUACCGGGUGUCCGCACCAUCUGCCCGACCAGUGGGAGUGUGAGUACGCGCUGGAGAAGAACAAAAACCUGAUCUCCGUGGUGGUCCCGUUGGUGGCGAUCGUUACUGCGAUUGCGCUGGCAUUCUAUCGCUUUCGGGGCCUGUUGCGGGAGUACCUGAAGAAUGGGUGCAAAAGCAAGGCGGCAGCUAGUGUAACGCCGGCCGGUCCGCCAGGACUGCCGGUGCUUCCACCGAUCGGGCGUACGGAGCUAUCGACGGUGGUGGACUACGAUAAACCGCUCACCGACGACGACUACGUUAUACGGACGGGCAAUCUGUACCAUGGCGGUGCAGGGCAGCCGAUGCUGAACGGGGGCUACCCGCUGUACCUGCAGCAGAACCCAAGCGUCUACUACAACAAGCCACUACCGAUUACGGAGUUAUAGUAUUGAAGGUUGGAGGAAUGCGACGCUAGCGUGUAAGUUGGUUCUCGCUUUCGGAAUCUAACUGACUACUUUAAGAUAAGGUUCUACGUGCAGGUUUAAUUUAUUUAAGUUUGGAGAGUUACAAGUCUUUUGUUUGAUGUGUUAAGCAAGCAGUCCACAUUAUAUUACCAUACAAUUACAUUCCAAAAGAAUUGCGCACCUUUCGCAAAACAUUCCAGCAUGAGACGUUCGGUGCGCAGGCGGAUCUGAUUUAGCCUCUAAGUUGAUUGUGAUGUUUUUGCCCCUUUUCUUCAAAUAAUCAUGUAUAUUUACAAUAAGGUUUGCUGUAUGAUAUAAUGCUUGAGCUACUCUUUUUUGAUAACAAAACACUCUUACUCUUGUCGAUACGUGAUGUACAAUAUUGUCUAUGAUCGAGAGAUCCGUUUUAGUCGAGAGUUGUUUUUCCAUCGAGUAAUCUGUAAAAUUAAGUGUAUUAGUAUAGUUUAACAUCUUUCGAACUUUGAACAACUUCGAACAUCAAAAGGUCUUGUUGCCUUGACUGGAGGAUAAAAGCGAGGGCCAUCAGUACUUUGAGACUAACUAGACGAACUGGCUUGCUGAUGGAGGAGGGUAGAGAAUAAUCGAUAGUAUUUCCUCUACUACUAAGCAUCACUAUCUGUAAUGUACGCCAACGAAAAUUAACUUCCCAUAAUAUAAAAAAUGAAAACCAGCACAGCAAUAAUGAAACGGUUCAAAACAAGUCUCCUUUACGGUAGGAAGGACAAUAGGGCAUACAGUUUAGCUCUACAAAACUUAGAACUGAAUGUCAGAUAACAAAUUACAAAAGAUAUAACGCCACAACACAUUAUCACUGCAUCUGCACUACAUCUCAUUACAUCUCUAUCCUGUGCGCUCUUGAAGCACUUAAUACUCUUAGCGUCAAAUAAAUAAAGCAUAAUUCCACAUACACAAGAUACAACGCAAAAAGAUGUGAAAACAAACCCGGACUAAACUUUGAACUCGCCUAGCCUUCCCUCUAAGCUCCGAAUUUCAAUUUGAUCAAAGUUAAUUGCUUUUUUGUUUCGCUUGGCAAGAAGAGAAGAAGUAGAAUCCUCGAAAAUAGUUCCAACUUUUUGGCGCCGUAUCAUUUCCACCUGGAACAUUGCGCACUCACCAGCACAUACGGGCCCAGGGACACACGGUACGUGCGGUCAUCCCGUUUGCCGUGUAGGGUAAUUGUAAUUAUAAUGUGUUGAAGUGUAACGAGCAAAGCAGCAGCGAAGUGAACCAACCCAAGGAACCAACAAAAAAAAAGGGCCAAAAAAGGUUAGUGCAAACAGGUCCUUGCCAUUGUUGUAUUUCCUUGCGCGCUGCGUACGCCGGAUACACGUAGAUAAAGUGGUUGGAAUUUAAUCCCGUUUUUGUGCACUAAUCCGUGAAGGAAAGGUGUAGUAGUAGUACUACCAUGAAAUGGUGAAAGAAAAUUGAAAGUAGAGGUACCCUUUCCCGAACUGGGGGCUCUCUUCAUCCAUAUCCUCCACAGCUACAGUGCCAGACUAACCACAAUCCUGGCGUUUUUUUUUUGCAUUUCCAUUUCCACAAUUUCAACACCAAAAGCCAGAAGCGUCGGUCCGUGAGGGGCCGAUGUAACUGCACGGUGGCUGAGUUAGGAAUGCGGAAAAAGUUCCACAUUUGCCAUGAUUAUCCGAUGCCGUUUCACGUGCCGGAGAACGAAGAACGGGUGGCUAGUGCGGUCCUCUGGUCCGUCCAUAACAGACGCUCCUGUGUUUUUCGGAGCACUUCAGCUAGAGCGUGAGUAGAUUGGAGGGUUGGACGGCUAACCGUUUGUUUUUUUGUUGUUGGUUGAAUUUCUGCUACGGCUCCAACGGAAAGCCAUUGUCGGAGGUGAUGAUGGGGAAGAUGAUGAUGGUGGGCUAAAAAUUAAAACAAACGAUUUGCGAGCGACUCUCGCUUGCUCACCUUGCAUACUGGGGCGGCAGGCGGCCCUGGCUCGAGUGUUCUUAUCAGUGUACACGCCGUCUGUGGAUGGUUUGUGGAAAAUUAAAGAGCAACCUUCAUCCUGCCUGUGUAAAACUCUCCAACUGUUUCGCCUCUGUACGUCUGUGUUUGCUUUAAGCAAUUUUCACAUUGUUUGGGCAGAGCGUGUGUUCUCUGGUGGUGGACCAACUUUGGCCCCACACACACACACACACAUACACAACACAAAUAAUGAGCAGAAAUUUGGCAACGUACCACAGCGUGCAGACCACAUCGAGCAUCGAGCUACCGUCGGGCACAUUUUGCAUUCUCCAAAUUCAUAACCUGGCAGGAGGUUUUGUGGGGAGCUUUUCCGGGAUAGGGGCAGGGCCCGGGACUUUUACUUUCAAUUCUCUACCCAAACGCUCGCAUACCGCGUCUGCUGCUAUGUCGGAAUGUACGAAUGUUUGUCCAAAGCCUGGUAAACUGGACCGAGACUUUUGGGGGAUUUUUUGUUGUUGUGGCGUGUGUUUUCGAGGGGAAAAGGUAUGACGCGGUCCUUUUUUGGAAAAUGGCUGUACAAAUUAUGGAUUUCCACAUUCAUUGUUUUUUUUUGCUGAUAUGGUCUUGGUGGGCUGGACUGUAAUCGUGGUGGCAAAGUCGGUGGGGUAGCAAAAAGGAUAAUAAAACAAAUGGAGCAGCACCACGUGUACGUGGUGGAGUCUCGAGUGGAUUGGUCUGGCCGGGCGCUCUGUGUUGUGGAUGUUCCAUUUGCGUUCUCCCCGCAUAGCUCACGUUACAUGAAUCUGUAAUUACCGUUGGCAGACUGCCCCAGAGAGUGUGUGUGUGUGUGCGGCGCGAAAGUCUGUAUCCUUAGCUAAGGUGGCGGGAUUGGUCUGGUCGAUUACCUCUUUGCCUGCGAUGGUUUGGUGGCCACCUGUGCACAAAGGUGUGCACUCGUGGAUCGAGGGAAUGUAUGUACGUACGGGCCCGACACGUGCGCGAAUGUUUUCGCGUGAUGUAUCGUGUACUUUGAAUUCCCAUAACACCAGAGCGCUUUUUCGGAGGAGCCUGCAAGAGUGAGAAAUUCUACACACAAGCACAUACACACGGAGAUACAUUUCACUGGCAUCUCUUGUAGUGGUUAUGAAUGGUACGCGGCCUGGUGGCCCUUUCUGGUUCAACGCACGCAGGAAAAUUCGCCGAGACGAGACGAGACGGCGGCUUUCUGGGGAAAACUGGCACACCGUGAUUAUUACUGGUCUCUGGCGGGCAGGAAGCUGUUGGCGAGAAGAUAAACAUUAACAGCACAUUGAACACACACACACACACUCAGCGGCUUUGGUUGGAAGUUGUUAGAUCGCUUUUCCCCCCUUUUGUUGAACCGUUUUGCUGGUGAAGAGCUUCACGCGUUUUUGUUUUGUUUCACGCUGCCUUGUGAAGGGAUUGUGGAUACUAAAGCUUUUCGAUGUACUGUGAAAGCCCACGCCGAGCCGGUGUCUACCUGGGCGUUGGAACGCUCCUAGUGAAAGAGUUUAACUUUGAUCGUGCUGGGUGAAAUGAUGCCGCCAUCGCAAGCGGGUCUGGGAAGUAGAAAAAGGGAGUCAUUUGUUGUGGGUUUUUUUUGUGUGUGUCGUUAUUCUGGUUCUGGUUUCAGCCGUUUGAAACGUUAAUAAUGGGCGUGCUGAAACUUGGCGACUGGCAGGAUGCCACUUGUACGCCGGCGAUUGUUGGGCAUUGUUCGCUGGAAUGAACUCCGCCAACGAUGAAAAGUGUCUCGUUUGCAAAUGGAUGGAAAUUACCGGCCAAAGGGUAAGAUUUGCAUGAGGUUGGUAAUAGUUGUUCCGAUGCAUAGAACUGAGCUAUUAGAGAAACUAAGCUAAGUAUUGAUUGUACUCAAUCUUGGAUUCAUUUGAGUAAACAGUUUGAGUUCUUUACGUAGAGUUUGAAGAACUCUGUUCUAAUGUUGGGCAAAAUACAGCAGAUGCUAAUGUGUUUUUAUAAACAAACUUUUUACUGAAUUUGAAGUCAUCUCGGCAGAACAGUGAGACAUAAGCAUGACAUAAAAUACAAAGAAUGAUCAGACAUCUCUAUCAUUUCCUGCAUGCUUAGGACUUACAGAGGCUAUAUGAAGUAUCUGUUACAAAAGUUUGAGCUCUUUACAAAUACUUUCAAAUUUAUUUUUUACUUGUGAACAUCGGAAAAGAGUCGCUUUUGAAUCCUUAGAUAUCAAUCUCCAAUGUCUACUUCCUACUCCGGUUCGACAUAAUGACACAAGCCAAAUUAAAAAGGCUUUUAGCAACAUUAUCUACAAGUGCCAAGUUCUGCUCUGUUUUGUGCCAAGAAUGUAUGUUUAACUCUCAACGACGUAGCGAGACAACUACCUUAAGCCAUCACAACUGUGUUCUGUCUUAGGUUACAAAAGAUUUAAGCAUUCGCGUGGAUUCAAAUUCAAACGAAUAGAAAUCUAUUGAAUAACUCAAGAGUCGACUUUUGAACCUCAUCAAAAGGCUUCUUCACAGAAAGUUAGUUCAGAUUAUUGUCCAUGAACGCUUAUGAUACAGUCGUGAGUAUCAAAUUGAGCUCAAUUACGAUUAAACUUACUGACAUUGAAUAUUUGAUGCAAAUGAUACAACAGAGCAACACAAAGCAAAGCGUCCAUGUCUGACAUCACACAAGAGCAAAUGUUCUGUCCAUCCGCCGUCUAAUGCGCAAGGAUCAUGAGGCGAUAAUUUAGUCAAGCGAAAUUGUGCUUUCAAAUGAGCUGUUAAACAAAUUUCGCUUCCAACACUAACCGGCGGAGAGGAGUGUGUGAUAUGUAAAUUGGAAAAAAUGCCUCCCAGCAUCGAUCCACACUCACGAGUGUGUGUGUGUGUGCGGCUGGGGAUGUAAUGUAAUAAACUCAUCGAAUACUUUCACUGGCACUUUUUCCUUGUUCCAACCAUGUGGCUGGGUGGGUAGAGGUGUAGAGAAAUUGUUGAAAUGUUUCCUAUCACUUACCACACACGCUGGUUGGGCAUGUGCUCGCGAACUCACUCGAGGCUGUAAGUGAAACGGACGAGUUUUCCGUAAUUUUUACCGCAAGCUCAACACGUCCCGGCACGGGUCUUGCUGCUGUCACCUGCUGUUGUCGUAAUCAUGCUCGACCUGCUUUCGGAGAUCCUAGUGACCGAGAGAGAGAGAGGGAGAGAGGAAGCGAGAUACUCCAACGAGAGUAGCUGUAGUCAAAAUGUUUGAUUAGAUUAACAGGUAAUUGAGUGCAGCUGGGUGGAGUUUGUGUGUGCUGGUUGUGUAGCAGCCACCCCGGUUUGGCUUGUCAAAUUGCUUGAGAAAGAGCGAACAUAUUUGUGACGGGAUAGAACGCAAAAUCAACCAAUCAGUAGGGUAGCAGGGGCUCGGUUUACACCGGUAAAAAGUUUUCAGCAAUAGGAAAACUCUGGAGAAACCGAUCCCUUUUUCCUUCCGGUGGGGUGGUUGGGGACGGAUAAAAAGUUUUACUCGGCGGAAUUUUUGUUGUUACACGAUCCCUCUUUUGUUUUGAAAAUUCUCGUAGACAGCUUAUUGCUCCAUCGCUAUCCAUUUCUACGCAAUGGCAUAUGAGCUGUGAGCGAAACGCAGGGCACGGCCUCUUCGCUUACCACCUGGAAGGGUGGAAUUAUUUCCAUGGAAAAGCUUCGAGAAAGGUUCUGAAGAAAAUGGCAAACACAAAAAACAACUGCUACCACAUUACUUUACAGCCCACAUCCUAAUCAGCUAAUCGGUCGGCAUGGAAUGAUGAGAGCCGGCGCACAAAUUAGCGGAAGUGAAUAUUUUGAUAAAAUCAUCCGCGCGGCGUCUGAGUGUGCAGGAGAAAACCCCCGCUGUCGCCCGGUACAUAUUUGCGUACGGAGACGCACGAUGGUUUGGGGGAAUGUUCGAGUGCCACGCGAAGGUAUUUUCCUUCACGAAACAGACAAGGUAGACAGAGAGAGAGAGAGAGAGAGAGAAAGCAGAGCAAACAGUUAAGAGAGUGUAGUAAUUAGGAUAAAUUAUGUAAAUGUGGAUAAACUCGGAGCUCAAGUUAUUAUUUUAUUUAUCUUAUCCGUACUCCCGACCGCAUCGAAUUAGUCGCCCAUCAAUGGGGCACGGGCACAUGGGACGGCUGCUAAAAACGGAGGGUUGGAGAGGGAGGAUGCAUUCAGCGGGCGAAAGUGGCUAGCCGGGCUUUAUCAUUUGGCUGCCAUUAGGCCGCCAGAAGGGAAGGAGGGGUAGAGCAGAGUUGAAGGGAUGAUCCAUCCUUGAAAAGAAAGUAAAAGUGAUGAAUAUUCAUAAGCUCCCGCGUCUUUGGUUCUGCACUCUCUCCGGCUAACGGUAGCAGGGAUGCCAUGAAAGGUUAUCUUUUAGUCCGGAAAGGUGUUUCUUAGCUGGUGAAAACUGUUUCGUUGAUUCAAGUUUUCCAAAGUUCCAACGAGGUAGAAGCGUCGGCUCGAAUGGGCGGAAACAGUUGUGUUGCGCUUGUGUUUUAAUCUACUUUUAACUGAAAUAAAGGAGCCAACUGUUUGGGAACGUGAACGCGAAGCGAGAAGUGUAAUUAAAUAAAGAUAUAAACAUAGCAAGAAAAGUAAACACCUUAACAAAGCAAACAUUAAACUCAUCAAUACAAAUACAAAAAAGACUUGAAACUGUGGGCUGAACUGGAAAGGAUGUACAGUGAACUGAAGCAAAUAGUACUGAACGGAGAAAGAGUAAAGAGGCAAGAAAAACGUUUUGUAAAAAAAAAGAGAACGAAAAAGAUACAUUAAACUAACAAAUAAAGCUUCCCGAAAGCGUUGAUUGGAAAAAAAAUAGAAAAGUCAAACCUUGUGGUAGGGUAGAGUCAAACAGUGUAGUGAAAGUUUAAGAAAGCAUUUUUAGUUUACGAUAAAAUAGCAUAAAAGAAAGUAAAUCACCAUGAAUAUGUUAACCAAAGUGGUAACAAAGGGGAGUAAAAUAAAUACUAACAUAAUGCCAGUACGAAAGGUGACGUGUCGCCAAAUAGCCAAAUAAACGUAAGAAUCGAAACGAAACAAAACAAAAACAUCAGCAAAAAUAUCAAUAUAUCAGACAACACAAUUGAUAAGUGGUAUAAGUGUGCGUGUGCGUGUGUGUGUGUGAGUGUGCAAACGAAAGUAAACGGAACCGAUCCGAACCUGGAAUACAAUCUUGUACGCAGUUGCAGUUUAUAAGGCGUAUAAAAAAGUGACUAACAAAAUUGUAAUAAUCGUAGCGAUAGGAGGUGUAAGUGCUAGCAAUAAAAUUGAUAAUAUCAUGUUUGAAAUUGAAA